Molecule: messenger RNA, 2247 nt
Organism: Chaetomium strumarium
Lineage: Eukaryota; Fungi; Ascomycota; Sordariomycetes; Sordariales; Chaetomiaceae
Exons: 12
Coding region: 1-2247 (748 amino acids)
Source: RefSeq, a predicted model, not a curated record
AUGUCUGCAUAUGCAACCGUUUUGACAUUGGGACCGACGCUCUCGGCUGUUCAGGGGGGGGAGGAGGAGGAGGAAGGCGACGACCCCGAGAUAACCCUCGACUCCAUCAAUAACAGCAAGACAAUCAACUUCUCUACCCACGCCAACUACACAAGAUGGGCGCCGCGAGAAGCUUUCCGCGAGCUGGUGCAGAACUGGAAUGGCUCGGCUACAUCCUGCUACAAAGGCCGCAACGGCGAGGGCACCAUCGACAUCACGAACCGCUCUGCAACGCUGCAACCUUGGCAUCUUGACCUCGGUGGAACGAGUAAGGCCGACGACGACCAACAGGCCGGGCCCCAUGGCGAGGGUCUUAAGCUCGCUCUCCUAGUCCUCAUGCGCGGCAUGCAGAAUCACGGCUUCAGAUGCCGCUCCGGCGGCUUCAAUUGGAAGUUCAACUUCACCACCCGCGGUCGGCUGGUUGCUCGCCUGCACCACCAGUCCCGGCGGCUGAGCCAAAGGACGUUGCUCCCGUUUGGGAGCAAUCCACAGCUCGACGUGUACCCAGUGAAGCAGAAAGACUUCGAAGCCUGGACGAAGGCCGCUUUGUUCCUCCAAGACGCGCGGGAUGGAGCCAUCGGACUUUGUCUACGCGAGUCUGUUCCCACGCGGUCGGCCAGCAUCACGAACCGACCACUUAGGUUCGGCUAUAACUUCGCUUUUGGGCACACCAAUCGCGAGAGGCAAUCGGUUGCCAGUGCGAACGAAGAGGCCAGGGCCAUUCUCGGUAUCUGGAGUAAGGCGCUGGAGGCCAAGCCCGACUUGGUUUCGGAGCUGAGCGCCGUGCUAAACACCACAGAGCCCGAGUACGCGGAUAUCGCUGAGGCAAAGAGGUUCAUGAAAUUUGAGACGGCACGCAAGUGGUACUAUUGCAGCGAGGAUAAGAACAAGAAUCGGAGGCUUGACCACAUCAUCCAAGGUCUCGGAUGCGAAGGUGUCCAGUUGGCGGACUCGUACUGCGCCAUCCUGCGCCGGCACAACCUGAUUCGCACCGCUGAGGAAGAGGAACACCGGCGCUUUACAACCGCACCGCCCGUUGCAGCCGCAGAACUCGAGACCGCCUUUGCCAAGUCGGUGCGCCGCCUUCUCCGCGCUUGCGUGCAUGCCUGUUCCAAGACAAACGGAAUAGCUAUCCAGUUUGUCCAGGCCGGUCAGCUCCACCUCCAACUGUUCUAUUCCGAAGCGGAGCGGUUGUUUCGGGUCCACGAGCGGUGGCUCUCCAUAGGCGGUGCCAUUGAGGAGUUGGGUCUCCCUGACAACUUGCUAGAUGUCGACGCGGUCUUCCACACCGUGAAACGGCUCUUUGCCGACGCGCUGGAGCAGCUCCCGUGCGAAGUGUUUGUGGAAGACGGUUCUAGGACGGCGGAGUGGCGAAGAAAACUGGAAGUCAGCUGCGCGGAGCAGAGACUGCUUAACUAUCUACGGGUGGAGAACCUAGACGUCAAGGAAAUUUGGUCGAAUGGCCAGUUGCUCCUGAGCUGGAAGGUUGACCCCCGGCUAGACUUCGGCACUAGCGUUGAGAUCCAGUGUCACAGCGCGUCGCGAUGCCUCCACCUGCGGGACAGGCUGUUGACCGCAGAGGACGGUGCGUUUUGUUUUACAGAGCCUGCCAAACUAUCUCCCGCGUUCCUGAUUACAUUGAUGUGUAUGACUUCCCGGGAUGGGAACGACCUCGAGCAACGAACACUAGAAGACGAUCUGGAAGCAGGCGAGGAGUACUUCUUCGUGUUGCUAAUGCCGGCAGAUCCGGAUUCCUUUGUCGCCCUGUCCAGCGUCACGGACAUGGCCCAUCGAGCAUCAACGCCUUCUCGAGAGAGGUCAAGACCUCCGUCCCAGGUUUUUCGUCAUGGCCCCAGGACGUCAGCACCUGGUGGCUGGCCGUCGGAACUCCUGAGCCCGCGGAGGAGCGGUUCACCCGAUGGUUCCAGUGCCGACACGUCCGAUCUAAUCAGCAACGGUACGGUCAGUAUUGGCGGAGUGUCGCCGCACCCCACUGUCGCCGUCACUGCGCCGGCCCUAGCGACAGCCACUGUACCGGCAGGCUCAUUUACGCUUGGGCCUCGUCUCUGCACUCUAGACGUUUUCAAAAUCGAUAAAGAACGAUGGUACGAGGCCAGGAACGCAGAGAAUGUGCAAGCAGUUAUUGGUAUCUUGGCCGGGGAGAAGUCCCUGCCAGAGGAGACGAAGAAGCGGCCGAGGAUCGAGUGA